GGGGCCACGGGGCUCCUCCCCGCGGGCGGAGGCAGGCGGUGCCGAGGCGCAGCUUCGGCCCGGUUCAUCCGAAACUUGAGAGCAGUGCUGGGCGCAGCCGCCGAGGAUGAGGAGGUGCGGCCGCGGUUGUGGGCCGCCGCCGUCGCUGCUGCUGCUGCUGCUGCUGCUGGCUGUGCCCGGCGCUGGCGCGGCCCCGCGCUCGGCGCUCUACUCGCCCUCCGACCCGCUGACGCUGCUUCGGGCGGACUCGGUGCGCCACGCGGUGCUGGGCUCCCGCAGCGCCUGGGCGGUGGAGUUCUUCGCCUCCUGGUGCGGCCACUGCAUCGCCUUCGCCCCGAUUUGGAAGGCGCUGGCCAAGGACGUCAAGGACUGGAGGCCAGCACUGAAUCUUGCUGCCCUGGACUGUGCUGAUGAGACCAACAUUGCAGUCUGCAGAGACUUCAACAUCCUUGGCUUCCCCACUGUGCGGUUCUUUAAGGCCUUUUCCAAGGAUGGCUUAGGAGCAACAUUGCCAGUGGCUGGUGCUGACGUGCAGACGCUGCGGGAGAGGCUCAUCGACGCCCUGGGGUCCCAUCGUGACACAUGGCCCCUGGCCUGUCCCCCACUGGAGCCUGCCAAGCUGGAGGAGAUUGAUGGAUUCUUUGCAAGAAACAACGCAGAGUACCUGGCCCUGAUCUUUGAAAAGGAAGGCUCCUACGUGGGUAGAGAGGUGACUCUGGACCUGUCCCAGCACCAUGGCAUGGUAGUACGCAGGGUCCUGAACACAGAGGAUGAUGUGGUGAAAAAGUUUGGUGUCACUCACUUUCCGUCUUGCUACCUGCUAUUCCGGAAUGGCUCUGUCUCCCAGGUCCCUGUGCUGAUGGAAUCCAGGUCUGCCUACACCACUUACCUGCAGAGUCUCUCUGGGCCCACCCGGGAGGCUGCCCCGACCUCAGUUGCACCAACCACUGCUAAGAAGAUUGCGCCCACCGUUUGGAAGCUUGCAGAUCACUCCAAGGUCUACAUGGCUGACCUGGAAUCUGCACUACACUACAUCCUGCGGGUAGAAGUGGGCAAGUUCUCUGUCCUGGAGGGGCAGCGCCUGGUGGCCCUGAAAAAGUUUGUGGCGGUGCUGGCCCAGUACUUCCCUGGUCAGCCCUUAGUCCAGAACUUCCUGCACUCUGUGAAUGAAUGGCUCAAAAAGCAGCAGAGAAAGAAAAUUCCCUACAGUUUCUUUAAAACUGCACUGGACAACAGGAAGGAGGGUGCUGUUCUUGCCAAGAAGGUGAACUGGGUCGGCUGCCAGGGGAGCGAGCCACAUUUCCGGGGCUUUCCCUGCUCCCUGUGGGUCCUCUUCCACUUCCUGACUGUGCAGGCAAGUCAGCACAGUGCAGGCCACCCGCAGGAGAAAGCCCAGGCCCAGGAGGUUCUCCAAGCCAUCCGGGGCUAUGUGCGCUUCUUCUUUGGCUGCCGAGACUGUGCCAGCCACUUCGAGCAGAUGGCUGCUGGCUCCAUGCAGCAGGUGGAAAGCCUGGAUCAAGCUGUUCUCUGGUUCUGGUCUAGCCACAACAGGGUCAAUGCUCGCCUCGCAGGUGCCCCCAGCGAGGACCCACAGUUCCCCAAGGUGCAGUGGCCGCCCCGUGAACUCUGUUCUGCCUGCCACAAUGAACUCCGGGGUGAGCCUGUGUGGGAUGUGGACGCCACCCUGCACUUCCUCAAGGCCCACUUCUCCCCAAGCAACAUCGUCCUGGCCCUCCCCCGAGCUGGCCCGGGUGCUCAGAGGGGUAUGCAGGAAUUGGCAGCCGUCCCAAAGCUGGUCAUGGGAGCCCUGGAGCUGGGAACCAGAAAUUCGUCUCUGGGCCCAGAGAUGGACAAGGUGACCAGAUCCCCUGGAAACAUCGUCAUGGCUGUUCUGGCGGAGAGACCUGAGCUUACUGGAAAUCCUAUCCCAUGCUCACUGGGGCCUCAGUCUCUCCUACUUGGUUUUGGCCCUGUACUGGGGCACGUGAAGCCACAGGAAGGUCCCCUGAACUGGGUGAGCUGGGGAGGAACUCCUCCCUACACCUAGAGCUCCGAACAUCCUGCUGCUUCCUGGACAUGAAGAGGCCUUUGCAUCCCAGAGGGAAGGACCAUCUCUGGGCCCCCACGGUCUGUCUGGCCUCCAGCUCUUCAGGCCUCCUGGGGGUGGAGUUGACUUCAUCAUGGGCUCUGGAAGUUUCUGGAAGUCAUGAUGGUCUCCCCGGUGAGGUGGGCGAUGGUCACUGGACUGUGGGGUGAGUGGCUUGCUUGGCAGGACCUGACAAGAUGGCAUGGGGAAGGCUGUGGGGUCCAUAGUGCCUUAGCUGACUUAGCUGCAAGGGCUGAGGGAAGACACAGGAAAAGUGGUCGACUUGAAUAACUCUGGCUGAUCCCUGUUGAGCUCCCUGCUUUCUGAGCUGGGUCUUUAGGCUUUUUAUUUUGGUCUCCAGAAUAGAUGCUCAUCUUUGGACAUGGAGGAUGCUGGGUUGCAGAUUGGGAGGGAAAUGUCCAAGAACCCCCACACACACACCCCGACACACACAACACACAGGUCAGGCAGGCCUAAGAGGGAGCAGCAUUGCAUACAUGCUUGAUUCGCACUCUACCCUGCAUCUUGGGAGGCUUGUGGAAUAAAUUAUUUUUGCUAAGGCAA
This is a messenger RNA of Carlito syrichta (Philippine tarsier), 2650 nucleotides long. RefSeq names its product quiescin sulfhydryl oxidase 1 (gene QSOX1). Gene Ontology annotation, biological process: protein folding. The record is from RefSeq and is a predicted model, not a curated record. The transcript has 13 exons. Lineage: Eukaryota; Metazoa; Chordata; Mammalia; Primates; Tarsiidae. Bases 107 to 2047 code for a protein of 646 amino acids. Gene Ontology annotation, cellular component: Golgi membrane. Gene Ontology annotation, molecular function: flavin-dependent sulfhydryl oxidase activity; protein disulfide isomerase activity.